AUGGCUGAUCCUGCAGAAAAGAAUAUGCUUGAAAGAAUCCCAGAUGGUGAUAAUAUCGACAGGUUGAGUGAACUUCCGAACUGUGUUCUGCUUCACAUCCUUUCGCGUUUCAAGACAAAAGCUGCUGCAGCAACCUCAAUUCUGUCCACUAGAUGGAGAGAUCUUUUCGUUUCUCUUCCUGAUGUUCGUCUAAUUUACUGUGUGGAUAGUGAUGGUUCUGGCCGUGAUAAAUUGUUCUCUGAUUUUAUAGAUUUUGCCAAUAGAGUGAUUCGACAGCGAAAUAAGGCUCCAAUUAGAACGCUUGUAGUCGAUGUGAUGCAUUUUGUUAAAAGUUACCACCUAGCUUUUGAGUCAUUGUUGAUAUCUGCAGCUGCUGCACUUUCUUCUUGCAAUGUCCAACGACUCUUUAUUUCGGUUCGAAUGGAUAAAACGACUGAGCGAUUUUCUAUACCUAUUCCACCUGGAAUUUUUUCAUCUAAAACUCUGGUUUGUUUAUCAGUAAACUUUGAGGUGGAUUGGAAUGUUCCCGAUUUUGUUUGGUUGCCAAACCUCAAGCGUCUCUACUUAUUUCAAUUCAGAUUGGUAGAUGAAGAUUCUAUUCAGAGGCUUCUUCAAGGUUGCCCUUUGCUUGAACGUCUGAUAUUAAAGGUGCAUCCUUUCAGCUAUGAUAGCAAGAGUGAAGAAAGCAUUGAAGUUGAAGUUCUUCAUAUCUCGAGCCCCUCGUUGAAAAGCCUGGUGCUCUUUUGGAAUGCAAAAGUUGAAUUAGAGUUCACUGUUGUUGUGAAGUCGGAAAAUCUCGAGUCUUUGGUAUGCUUCCUCCAGGGGCAGCACAAAGUUACCAUAGAUGCCCCAAAUCUGAAGUCGCUGACUGUUGAGGGUCAUGUACCUGAUGUACACAUAAAUCAAAGUCUGGUAUCUAUUGACGAGGCAGUAGUACGAGCUGAAUUUCUGUCUAAUGUGACAAAUCACAGUGACUUAUUUUUACAUAGUCAGCGUGCUUUUAAGUUUCUUAGUGGGAUGAGCUUUAUCUUCCACCUAUAA
This is a messenger RNA of Coffea arabica (coffee), 1041 nucleotides long. The record is from RefSeq and is a predicted model, not a curated record. Lineage: Eukaryota; Viridiplantae; Streptophyta; Magnoliopsida; Gentianales; Rubiaceae.